AUGGCUAAAGCUAAGAACCCCUUGACUGAAGAGCUUGCCAAAUUCGUCAAGGAGAAGUUGGAUGAGUGGAAAGUUCCUGGCAUCUCGGUUGGAGUCAUUGACAAAGAUCAAGUGUUCACAGCGGGCUACGGCACUGCAACACUCCCAGAUACACCAGCCACACCAGAAACGCUCUGGUACGCUGGGUCUACGACAAAAGCAUUCGCAGGAGCCGUCAUUGCGCAGCUUAUCGACUCAAAGAAGUAUCCUGCCCUGGAGAAGGGAUGGCAGACGACCAUCAGCUCUAUUCUCAGAGAGGACUUUGUCCUACAGGACGAAUGGGCUACGAACCACCUCACGCUCGAGGAUGCGGUUUCUCAUCGCACGGGGAUGCCGAGGCAUGACCAGUCGGCGUCGAGGCUCCUGGAUGAUGGAGAUGGGGGCAAGAGACAUGCUACUGUCAAGGACGUAACGCGCAACCUGAGGAACUUGCGUCUGUCUGAGGAGCCGCGCGUCAAGUUUCAGUACUGUAACUUGAUGUACGGCGUCCUGUCGCAUGUCAUCGAGACGGUCACGGGGAAGCCCCUCGGCGAGGUGAUGCGCGAGCUCAUCUUUGAACCCUUGGGCAUGACUUCGACAUAUCUCUCCCUGGAUGAUGCAAGAGCGAGCCCAAAACACCUCUCGGCGGGAUACUACUGGGAUGAAAAGACUGGCAAGUAUGUUCUAGUGGAGGACGUUUCCGUGAUUGAGCAUGGCGGUGCGGGAGCCAUCAUCUCCAACACGGAGGACUAUGCCAAGUGGGUAAAGUGCAUGCUGUUCGAGAAGGCUCCCUUUUCCAAGGCUGUCCACAAGGAUAUCCGCACGCCGCGCAUCGUCCAGAGCAUGCCCAGGGACGGGAAGGAUGUGACCACGUAUGCGCUGGGCUGGGAUCGGGUGCUGUAUCAUGGCCACCUCAUGUACAGCCACGGCGGAGGCAUGAUGGCUGCUGGGAGUACAGUCAUCUGGUUGCCCGACGACAAGCUUGGACUCGUGGCGUUUGGGAAUACGUCGAUAACCUCCAACGCUGUCAUUGACACAGUGCUGUACAAGCUUCUUGAUGAGAAGCUGGACAUUGCGCCUGAGAAGCGGACGGACGCGGCCAAAGGGUGGCGUUCAGUGAUUGAUCAUUUUAUUCAAAGCUACGACAAGUCUAUGGACAAUCUGUUUCCCAAGAGGCCUAACCCUCCCGUCCCAUCGCCGGUGAGCGUCAAAGACCUCGCAGGGAAAUACUACGACCCCGGGUACAAGACGAUUGAGCUACGGGCCGAGCCACACCCCGACAAGCAGGGCGAGGAUAUCCUCGUGGCCGAGCGCGACGACGCGACGUGGCGGAUCCAUAUGAGGCUGCACCACGUCUCAGGCACCUGGUGGAUCAUGUACGCCCUGGAGAUGGGCAGUCCAAACCUGUUCCGCGAGUGCGAGCAGGUCGAGUUCAAGAUCGGGCACGACGGCAAGGCCACGGCGCUCGAGGUGGACUUUUACUCCCUCAUUGGGAACCAGCACGAGGGCAAAGUCGUCUUCAACAGAGUGAAAGAAGCUUAG
Fusarium falciforme is the source of this 1560-nucleotide messenger RNA. RefSeq names its product Beta-lactamase domain-containing protein. NCBI's taxonomy places the organism in Eukaryota, Fungi, Ascomycota, Sordariomycetes, Hypocreales, Nectriaceae. The coding region runs from base 1 to 1560 and encodes 519 amino acids. The transcript is spliced from 3 exons. The record is from RefSeq and is a predicted model, not a curated record.